This is a messenger RNA of Rotaria sordida, 1017 nucleotides long. The record is from the annotation of a GenBank genome assembly. Lineage: Eukaryota; Metazoa; Rotifera; Eurotatoria; Philodinida; Philodinidae.
AUGAUUGAUACAGUUAAUAGUGAAGAAUUUCUAUCUUUUCCAGUACAAUCUUAUACAAUUGAAGUUCAUAAAAUGAGAAAAUUAGAUGCUUUAUCAUUUUUGAAUUAUAAACAAUUACCUGAAAAUUUAUCUAAUUUACGAUCAAUUUCUUUCGAUGCUGAACGUAUUGCAGAUGUUGCAUUAAAAUAUGUCAAACAUAUUCAAACAUUAAUUCUUGGUUCAUAUUUAAAAAUGUUAGAUAGUGAAAGUAUAAAUUCUCUUACAUCUUUACAACAAUUAGAUAUACGUUAUGUACAAUUUUCAACAUUACAAGCUGGGAAAGGGAGCUUUCGUCUCAAUUUUUUAUUACGAACUCCAGCUGAUUAUAUUAAUCGAAGACGAAUAUUAGGUUUAACUGUUUAUUUACCACAAGAAAAUAUUGAUUGUGAUUGUAUAUUAGUUUUUCUUAAUAAUAUGAUUGAUGAUGGUGUACAAUCAAUAAAAUGUCAAUCAAUAAAUAAUGAUCGUUGUUUAUUUUCAUCAUGUUCAAUUGUAUCAGAAUAUUUUACACGUAAACAAAAAGAAAAUGAAAUAAUUCAAGUUAAUACACCAUCUAUAAUAACACCAUCAAUUGUAUCACCAUUAAUUGAUUUUAAUGAACAAGAUUCACAAUUUUAUUCGAAUUCAAAAGAUCAACGAACAACUAUUAAAAUUUACAUGGAACCAAAUAUUUAUGAUGAUGAUGAUAAUGAUGAAGAAAUUUUUACAAGUACUACAAGCACAACAAUAACAACACCAUAUUUAAUUAAUCCUGAAGAAUCUAUUAAUCAAUUUUCAACACCAUUAAUGAAACGUCUUAUUCCUGAAGCAAAAACAUAUGGAUCUACAAAUUAUUUAAUUGCAUCAUGGAUUCCAUUUGCUAUAAUAGCAUCAUAUCUUUUUCUUUCAUUAGUUAUUGCUAUGAUUAGUUAUAUUAUUUAUCAUAAACGACAUACUGUUUCAUUCAAACUUAUUCCACAAACAUUACCUAUUAUUUGA